Saxophila tyrrhenica is the source of this 657-nucleotide messenger RNA. RefSeq lists its product as uncharacterized. The record is from RefSeq and is a predicted model, not a curated record. The transcript has a single exon. Bases 1 to 657 code for a protein of 218 amino acids. Lineage: Eukaryota; Fungi; Ascomycota; Dothideomycetes; Mycosphaerellales; Extremaceae.
AUGCCUGUCCUCCCCCAUCUCUCCCGGCGCGCCGCCGACGCCAUCCACGCAAUCGCCUCACAAGACACUCGCGUCCUCGACUCACGGCAACUCCUCCACCACGCCCGCGAUCUCUUCAAGCGCAUACCUCUGCCGACAUUAAUACAGAAGCGCAACAACAACAGCAACGUCUGUCGCGCUGGCUACAUAGCAGGCUGCUACCAGUUCGGCGGCGCAGCCCCCGGUGCCGUCGCUGGCAUCACUCUCGGCGCCAUUGCAGGGUUCCUACUCGUACUAUGGUUACUCUGGGUGCUCUCGAAUGGCACCUCGUUCAUCCGGACUUCGAAUUUGCAAGAAGAGGAGGUGGUGGUGCGGCAUCGACAUUCUCGAAGUCCCGGGAGGAGUAGGAGGAGUCACAGAAGUACCUACCAAGCGGAGAUGAGGCACUCGAGUCCGCGGAGAGAAAGAGUGGUGAGGCAAGAGCGGAUAGUGAGGGAUGUGCCGCAGCACUCAAGACCGGACAGCAGUCGGGUGAGGGAGACGAUCAUUGUAGACGAGGCGCGGCCGGAGCGGCGAGUGGAUGGGGAUGAUAUUGUGGAGGUGAUCGAGGAGCACUCGUCGGUUGCAGGCGCGCCGCCACCCAGAAGAAAAAACAGACGGAGUUCGGGGUAUCGGUGA